Lemur catta (Ring-tailed lemur) is the source of this 3548-nucleotide messenger RNA. RefSeq names its product pleckstrin homology domain containing A1 (gene PLEKHA1). Gene Ontology annotation, cellular component: membrane; cytoplasm. Lineage: Eukaryota; Metazoa; Chordata; Mammalia; Primates; Lemuridae. Gene Ontology annotation, molecular function: PDZ domain binding. Bases 162 to 1361 code for a protein of 399 amino acids. The transcript is spliced from 12 exons. The record is from RefSeq and is a predicted model, not a curated record.
CUCGGCCGCCGUCUGGGGGCUGAGGCGGCGCGGGGACGCGUGCGCAGUGCGCGGACGGCCGUCGUGGGCGCCGCUCCGGGCAGCUCGUUGCCUGUGGAAGCCGGGGCCGCGGCGGCGCGGGUGCUCCGGACCGAGUGCGCGUGUAAUGUUCAAGCCCAGAAAUGCCUUAUGUGGAUCGUCAGAAUCGCAUUUGUGGUUUCCUAGACAUUGAAGAAAAUGAAAACAGUGGGAAAUUUCUUCGAAGGUACUUCAUACUGGAUACCAGAGAAGACAGUUUCGUAUGGUACAUGGAUAACCCACAGAACCUACCUUCUGGAUCAUCACGUGUUGGAGCCAUUAAACUUACCUACAUCUCAAAGGUUAGCGAUGCAACUAAGCUAAGGCCAAAGGCUGAGUUCUGUUUUGUUAUGAAUGCAGGAAUGAGGAAAUACUUCCUACAAGCCAAUGAUCAGCAGGACCUCGUAGAAUGGGUAAAUGUGCUGAACAAAGCUAUAAAAAUUACAGUACCAAAGCAGUCAGACUCACAGCCUAAUUCUGAAAACCUAAGUCGCCAGGGUGAUUGUGGAAAGAAGCAAGUGUCUUACAGAACUGAUAUUGUUGGAGGUGUACCCAUCAUUACUCCAACUCAGAAAGAAGAAGUAAACGAAUGUGGUGAAAGUAUUGACAGAAAUAAUUUGAAACGGUCACAAAGCCAUCUUCCCUACUUUACUCCUAAACCACCUCCAGAUAGUGCAGUUAUCAAAGCUGGAUAUUGUGUGAAACAAGGAGCAGUGAUGAAAAACUGGAAGAGAAGAUAUUUUCAGUUGGAUGAAAACACAAUAGGCUACUUCAAAUCAGAACUGGAAAAGGAACCUCUCCGUGUAAUACCACUUAAAGAGGUUCACAAAGUCCAGGAAUGUAAGCAAAGUGACAUCAUGAUGAGGGACAACCUCUUUGAAAUUGUAACAACGUCUCGAACUUUCUAUGUGCAGGCUGAUAGCCCUGAAGAGAUGCACAGUUGGAUUAAAGCAGUCUCUGGCGCCAUUGUAGCACAGCGGGGACCGGGCAGAUCAGCGUCUUCUGAGCAUUCAGAAUCCAAGCACGCUUUCCGUCCUGCCAGCGCAGCCGCCGCCUCACAUUCCACAGCCACCCGCAGCAACUCUCUGGUCUCAAGCUUUACCAUGGAAAAACGAGGAUUUUAUGAAUCUCUUGCCAAGGUCAAGCCAGGGAACUUCAAGGUCCAGACUGUCUCUCCAAGAGAACCAGCUUCCAAAGUGACUGAACAAGCUGUGCUAAAACCUCAAAGUAAAAAUGGCCCUCAGGAAAAAGAUUGUGACCCAGUGGACUUGGAUGACGCGAGCCUUCCAGUCAGUGAUGUGUGAGACGGAAGCGUGUGGAGCCUGCGCCGUUGGCCAUCCUCGGUUUCCUUUCAUGAGGCCUCCAGCCAAAGAUGAUAAAGGGUGGAAUGGUUUCUAAUGCAUAUGUUAUACCGCCUCUUAGAUGUACCCUUUAUAAGCUGGUAAACCAAGAAUCUAGGGAGUGGCCAAACUAAAUAUAAUUUCUUUUUUAAAACAAAGAAAGAAAGGAAAAGUGCUAAGUGUCUCAGUAUCAUCUGUCUGAAGCUUUGUGUGUUCUCAUUUGGGUGGUAAAAAUGUGUGUGUGAUUUUGUUUUCCUAGUGACUUUGGCAGUUUAAAUGUUAAACAACUUAAACCAUGAAAAAUGCUUAUUGAUUAUUUUGGUCAUUUUAAAAUGGCUACUCUGAAUUUCUAUUAGAUGUUUGAUAUUUACACAUUCUUAUUGGUUAAUAUUACUGAAUGAAAUAUUGCCAAACUAAAAUACCUAAACUCAUGAAGUCUGUGGUGCUGUCAAAUUUAUAUUAUACUACAAUGUGGACUAUUUUGAAAUUAUAACUAUUUUUGAUGCCCUGGAUCUUGAGGUGAGUGGUAAAUUUUGCAGAGAGGAUAUUAUCAGUGAGGGUUGUGGGUUGUACUGGGGUAGAGAAAAGGGGAAAAUUAGAAUUCAAACAACUGUAUCUUAUUUAUUUGAAAAAACUUAAUCAGGACUUGCAGCAGUCAGUGCUUUUAUUCAGUGAAAAUUAUUUGGUAGAAAAUUUUGGGGGGAUCUGAUUUUCUUAUCAAAGUUUUGUAAAUAGUUCUGAUUUCUAUAUUUGGAUCAUCAAAAGACCUCAAGUUUAUAUGUAAAGACAUAACUGCCCUUAGUCAUGAAAUUGUUGUGGCCUCCACUUUUUGUCACUAAUGACCUAUAAUCAAGUGCCUGUGUUUUUUCAUCUUGUUUAGGAAUGUUUUCAGAUUAAUGUGCUUAAAAGUCCCACAUGAUUGGUUUUAAACAUUGGGAUAAAAUUAAUUUUCAGUAGCAUAGUUUAAUGUGUUAAGUAAGAUAGCAUUUUAUGUUAGAAAUACCAGAAUGCUGGUAUUCUACUACCUGUGCAAUAUAUAUCUUCUAAAAAACAAAUUUGGAUAUACAUUUAAUCAUGGGAUAUCAUAAAUAUAAGCACCUCUCUAAAGAAUCCUUAGUUUCAGGUGUUGAAUUAUAGACCAGUUUGAGCAAGUACCAUUUUUUCAGUUCAGUCUUAAACAUUUGCUUUAAGAAAACAGCCUUGAAUUUCACAUGCUGCUAUAUUUAUGAUAUUUUGCCAUUUUACAGUACUGUUUUGUUUUGAAUUCGUACAUAUCACCAUUUCUCCUUUUCAUUUUCUAAGAUGACUUUUUGUCUGAGACAGAGAAAGAGAGAAAUUUCCUACUAUAGUGGUGGGGUCCAGAGGUUAAGAUAUAUUAUACGAGAACUACAUAGUCUCAGUUUAAAAAUCCAUAUGCAUAAAGAAUGCACCACUCAAUUUUUUUAUUCAUAAGCUAAUAUUUUUUAAAAGUUAUAUUUAGAUUUUUUUCUCUUUUGCAGCUACAUUUUAAGAUGAUAGAAUGAAAAAGUUUUAAGUAAUCACUUUUUCUGCUGAUAUGUCCAUUAUAAUGAUUCUUUUGAAAGGUCCUUUUUCAUGAACACACCUAAGAAAUCUUAUAGACACUUUGCAAUAUUCAGAGCCUGAUCCUGUUUUCUUUGGUAGAGCUUCCACAUUGCAUGUUCAUUUUAGCGUAUUUUGGUAUUGGCAAUUUGAUAUAUUUAAUGGUGGCAAAAUAUUAGCUCUAUUUUGGGACUUUUUAUAGAAUUACCCUUAUUCAGUAGUAUAGGAAAUGUUCUUGUGAUUGUCAGGGUCUCUUAAUAUUUAUCUCAAUUCCUUUAUAAGUCUAUGGAAAUUAUUUAAUUAUUUUAAAACUUACACUUUUGUAAAUAUGUCACAUCUGAGUUGUCAGAAAAUUACUUUGAAUAUCUUAAUAUUUGCUGCAUUUUUUUCUGUAUAUAUACCAUGUCUUCUUUUGGAAUGGAAUAUGUGUACCUCCCAAUGUUUAUUGUUAUGUCCUUAUCUUUAUAUAUGUCAAACUGGUUGAACACUGUAAUGACUUGAGAAUAAACUGCUCAGAAUUUAUUCUAACUUAUUUCUCAUUUUGUUUGGUCCAGCUCUUGUGUGAUCAAGUAAAUAAAACUAGUAUGGAAA